UUUAAAGUUAAACAUCGACACUCAAACCCGCGAUCCUUCGUUCCUGACCAUAACGCAAAUCUAAUAGACUAUGGGUUCAUUAUAACCACUCUUUUAUGCUGGUCAGAAAAUCUUACCUAGGCGCUAUCUGAAUUACGCUAAAGCUGUCUAUUUGCGUGGUUCGUAGCGGCGCUGGUGGAUUGAUCCAGGGAAACUUUAAUCAGACUACCCUAAACUCACUGUAUCUGACACGGUGCUCUCAUAAUUACUUGCCUUCAUCCUCGGCCCCUUUCGUCGGUGUUGCAGAUGAAUUGUGAGCUACAACCUGUCGCGUCGGGAAUUCCUCUGGUUCGGGUAUCCAUCCAAGAACCGGCAAAUUCUAGCCGAAUAUGGUGAUGAUGGAUUCUGCACAUGGCAACGAUGUUGUCAUGGCUGAGAGCGUUGUGGAAAAUGGCGGGAAUGGAUUUAUCGACCCGAGGGAUAUGCACAUCAUCGAGCAUGGCCUCACCGAGAAUGGCGACGGCAUUGGGCAACUAAAUUUUGAAGAAGAAGAAGAAGAUGCUGCAGAUAUGUCAGAUAUUUCUGAACAUUCAGUGGAUUCGCAGGCCUUAACGUUUACCGGGCGAAAGAAACACCUGCCCACUGGAUGUUGCUACGACGACCGGAUGAAGUUACAUGCAAAUGCUGAUUUCUCCGUUGAUCCGCCGCACCCCGAGGAUCCAAGGAGGAUACAAUCAAUAAUGAGGGCAUUCAAGGAAGCAAAACUCGUUUAUACUGGCCCGGAAGAGAACCUUGCAGGAAUCUUGAAGAAUUCGCCAACCGCGUAUAUGUAUCGAAUUGCAGCGAGGGGCGCCACGCCAGCAGAGAUCUGCACGGUUCAUACGCCACUGCAUUUCAAGUGGGUUUCUGACCUCUCUGGCAUGUCAUCGGAUGAGCUGCGCGCUAUGAGCAAGGCCCUGGACACAGGGCGAAAGUCGCUAUAUGUUGGGAAUUACACUUAUGAAGCCGCACUGAUUGCCGCUGGUGGUGCUAUUGAGACCUGCAAGAACGUUGUGGCGGGCACGGUCAAGAACGCAAUUGCUGUUAUUCGACCUCCUGGACAUCACGCCGAGAGUGAUGAGGCUUUGGGAUUCUGUAUGUUUAACAACGUUCCCGUUGCGGCACGUGUUUGCCAGGCCGACUUCCCUGAUACCUGUCGAAAAGUCCUGAUUCUUGAUUGGGACGUACACCACGGCAACGGAAUUCAGAAUAUAUUCUACGACGACCCGAAUGUUCUAUAUAUAUCACUCCACGUGUACAAAGACGGAACUUUCUACCCCGGCUUCCCUGAUGACCCAUCAGUGCCUGAUGGAGGGCUAGGAAACGUUGGUGCUGGCCCCGGCUCUGGGAGAAAUGUGAACAUCCCGUGGCACGCGCAGGGCAUGGGUGACGGUGAGUACCUCGGCGCCUUCCAGAAAAUCGUUAUGCCCAUCGCCCAGGAAUUUAACCCAGACCUUGUCAUCGUCGCUGCUGGCUUUGACGCCGCGGACGGCGAUGAGCUGGGCAGCUGCUUUGUUUCGCCUGCGUGUUACGCGCACAUGACCCAUAUGUUGAUGUCGCUUGCUGGCGGAAAAGUAGCCGUCUGUCUCGAGGGCGGGUACAAUCUCAAAGCGAUCUCGCGGUCUGCUUUGGCCGUGGCGAAAACAUUGAUGGGAGAGCCGCCGGACCGCAUUGAGUUGCCGCCGAUCAACAAGGAGGCGCUGAAGAUCCUGCAUCGAGUUAAGGAAGCCCAUGCGCCGUUCUGGGAGUGCAUGCAGCCGGGGAAGAUUAAUGUGAAAGAAGAGGAAGACGCGGAUGGGGCGAGGUUUAACGCUGUUAUCCGCGCAUAUCAAUAUAAGGUCCUCCGAGAGAAGUACAAGAUGGUCGAUAUGUACGUUACGAGGGAUAAACUGGCCAAGGGGCUGGAGUACCAGGUGCUGAUCACGAGCGAGUUUCCGGCGGCAAAGAAGAUUCUUCUUAUCGUUCACGAUCCACCUGAACUCCUGGCUAUUUCUGAUCCCAUCGACUACUCCGUUGAGCCACAUAAUUCGCGGAUGAACGACGGUGUAAUGGCCUACAUUGACUGGGCCUACAACAACGGCUACGCGGUCAUUGACGUCAAUAUGCCCAUGCACAUCGAAGACACAGACGCGAACAUUGAAGAAGAAGGAUUUAUCGAGCGCCCAACCGAGAUGGUGCAUCGCGAGCGCAUGAAGGAGCUCAUGUGCUACCUAUGGGAUAACUAUCUUGAACUCCACGAUUCGGAGCACGUCGUGCUUAUGGGUGUUGGAGAUUCCUACAGUGCUGUUAGAGAACUGCUUGUGAAUAGAGAGUCCAAGCACAAAGUUCCCCUCGUCGUAUCCUUUGUCUCUGGCUCCCUGCGACCCGUUCGCAGCGAGACAGACGCCAGUCUUGCGCACUGGUACAAGAAGCAUUCCCGCGUGUAUGUAGCAGCCGAUCACCUGUGCUGGACGGAUCCGGAGUUGGAGCGGAAAGUGACGAAGAGCCGGUUCGGGCGCGUCGUGAAGAGCGGAGAAGAGGGGCUGAACAAUAUGCUCCGGGCGCAUUUGCCAGAGGUAGUGGGGUUGUUGGGGAGUGUGGGCGAGGAGGGUGAAGAGGAAUAGGGCGAUUCGGGGGCGAAGAUUUGAGAUGAGAGGGAGAGUACGUCGCUUCAGUGGGGCAUGAUGGGACUGUAUUCAAUGCUGCCGUAUAAAUAUAAACGGGCCUUUGGCAGUCUUUGGCAGUAAUAUAUAGUCUGCUAUACAUAUAUACACAAAGCUUCUAUUCACGUGGAUAAAGCCUGGAAAUUUCUGGAAAUAAGAUAUCAAUAUAUUAGAGUGGAAGAGAGGUUGGAGGUGGGGUCGGUAAGGGUGCAGAACUGCAACAGCUCUUUUCAUUUGAUAUAUAAUAGUGACUGAGCGCUAGCUAUUAUUCUAGUACGUUUAGACAGGUUCUAAUUCUCUUUUCUAUACUG
This is a messenger RNA of Pseudogymnoascus verrucosus, 2971 nucleotides long. It is a transcript of the gene HDA1, whose product is annotated as Histone deacetylase hda1. Gene Ontology annotation, cellular component: histone deacetylase complex. Gene Ontology annotation, biological process: chromatin organization. Gene Ontology annotation, molecular function: histone deacetylase activity. The transcript is spliced from 6 exons. The record is from RefSeq and is a predicted model, not a curated record. The coding region runs from base 369 to 2621 and encodes 750 amino acids. NCBI's taxonomy places the organism in Eukaryota, Fungi, Ascomycota, Leotiomycetes, Thelebolales, Thelebolaceae.